Molecule: messenger RNA, 1318 nt
Organism: Durio zibethinus
Lineage: Eukaryota; Viridiplantae; Streptophyta; Magnoliopsida; Malvales; Malvaceae
Product: PLASMODESMATA CALLOSE-BINDING PROTEIN 2-like
Source: RefSeq, a predicted model, not a curated record
UACGCAUGAGAAACUGAAAAAAAACAGUCAAAUAGAUGAAAAAGACCUUGUUUUGGGAUUUGCUCAGUUUCCAAUGACACUUAAAAGAUAUCCAACAAUGUAAACAUUUAAUACUAUGUUCCAGGUUGUUUUUAAGACAUAGUAUACUGUAAUAAAAGGAGUCCUUGCAUAUCAGAUACCGACACUCAUUGUCACCAGUCACUACCCACCGUCAUACUUUUUCUCUUUCUCAUUGUUUGUCUAGAUAUCUCCAUUUUCUCUAGCUCUCUUGCUCUCUUUGAUUUCAAGUUCAACCAUCUUUAAUCUUGCAUAUAUCAUGGCUCCUUUAAUUUGGCUAGUGCUUCUCUUGGCAAUGAGUGGCCAUUCAAGUGCUACUUAUUGCUUAUGUAGAGAUGGAUUGAGUGAUCAAGCUCUCCAAAAGACCCUGGAUUAUGCUUGUGGAGCUGGAGCUGAUUGUACUGCAAUCCUCCAAAAUGCUGCUUGCUAUAAUCCCAACACUGUGAAAGAUCACUGCAACUAUGCUGCCAAUAGUUAUUUCCAAAGGAAAGGUCAAGCUACAGGAAGCUGUGAUUUUUCUGGCACUGCUGCCAUUAGUGCCAACCCUCCUGCCAAUAUUCCUUCUACUUGCAGCUAUCCCUCAAGUAGCACAGGCACAACCACAACCACCACAACAACUGGAACAACCACAGGGACAACCACUGGCACAACCACUGGGACUCCUACAGUUUUUGGCGGUGGCACCACCCUUGGCCCAACAGGAACAACAACCAUCAAUGAUCCAAGUGUUGCUGUGGCUCUCUUCAGAACCACUAACAACAUUUUCUUCACUCUUAUCAUGACCCUUUGCAUUGUAGGGUUGUAUCGGAUAUGAAGAUGUAGUACAAACUAGAGGAAGAAAAGGAGGAAUGGGUGGUGUUUGAUGUGUGGAUGAGAUUUUGCCAUGAUGGUAUUAUUAACAUUGGUGUAUGUAGGGAUCAUCUAAUAGAGGCAAACACCCCCACUAGGACUUUUUUUCCUUUGUCUUUCUUUUUUGUUUCAUUCCUCCUCCUUGCCUAUGUGAAAAAAAGCUUUGGAAUUUCAUGCCCUUUUGAGUGGUGAUAUGACUGCCAUUGCUGUAGUAGAAGAACCUGGUCACUACUUUUUGGAUUUUCCUCUGUAUAUCUAAAGAUAGGGCACUGUUAUUUAAUGAGAAUUUGUUUAAUGAAAACUACUUCUGCUAUCCAUUGUUAAUGUACUUUGUUCAUUUCAAGCCUCAAUAAGUGGACUGGUGUUUUCUUUUUGAAUUGGUGGAUAGUGAUGUAUCAUGGUCAAAACUGAG